This is a messenger RNA of Vespa mandarinia (Asian giant hornet), 707 nucleotides long. RefSeq lists its product as uncharacterized. The record is from RefSeq and is a predicted model, not a curated record. Lineage: Eukaryota; Metazoa; Arthropoda; Insecta; Hymenoptera; Vespidae.
UUAGAACAUUUAUCGAACUUCCAACUUGUUUAUCUUUUCUCCAGCAGAAGAUAGGAAAAGUAAAAGCAUGUAUAUGUAUUAUUAAGGAUUGGACAAUGGAUUCCAAAUAUAUUAUGAAGUAACACAAGUAAGCAGUUGAUGUUUAUGUUUUGGGGAAACUGGACCAUAGAUGAAGAACAGUCUGUAGAUAAUCAAAGCUUGCUUUCUUCUGAAAUUAUAAAAACCGCAAAUAUUAGAAAAAGAUCCGAUGUACCCACUUAUUACUUAUACAAAACACAUUGGCGCAAUGAUGCCGAAAUACAGCGACAUUAUUGGACAUCAUCUUUUUUAUUGUCAUUUGGUUCAAUUUUUGUACUUGUUGUAGUAGUUAUAUUAAUGGUACUAUUUAAAAGAUGUCCACAUAUUGUUGCUGCAAUUGUUGCUGGAAUUCUUGGAAUUAUUCUUAUAUUUGUGACACUAGUAUCACUUAAUCAUACACCAAUGUAUUCUUGACAUAUUUUUGUCGCUUCAUAUUAUCAAAUAAAUUUUUUUUUGGUAGAGAUAAAGACUGAUGUAAAGAGAUAUUUAGAAAUUUCAUAUAAUAACAAUUGGAUCUGUUCUCUUUUUAAAAUGUAAUAAAAUAUUUGAAUCUAGAUAUUAUAUAAAAUUGAUUGUAAAUGUCAUGUAAAUGUCAUGUAUGCAAGAAAAAUUAAUUACUUACUGUUAAC